This is a messenger RNA of Dioscorea cayenensis subsp. rotundata (Guinea yam), 2921 nucleotides long. Its product is annotated as ATP-dependent RNA helicase DEAH13. NCBI's taxonomy places the organism in Eukaryota, Viridiplantae, Streptophyta, Magnoliopsida, Dioscoreales, Dioscoreaceae. The transcript is spliced from 13 exons. Gene Ontology annotation, biological process: maturation of SSU-rRNA from tricistronic rRNA transcript (SSU-rRNA, 5.8S rRNA, LSU-rRNA). Gene Ontology annotation, cellular component: intracellular anatomical structure; nucleolus. The annotation marks the transcript as partial. Gene Ontology annotation, molecular function: RNA binding; ATP binding. The record is from RefSeq and is a predicted model, not a curated record.
UUCCUUCUUCUUCGAGUGUGGUUCCUGGUGGGAGGUGGAGCACAGCUCAACGUCGGCGAUCAGGGCUGCACUUCUCCGCGCCACCGCCGCCUCAUCGAGUCAUCGCCGUCGAGGAACUAUAGCAUCUACUGAUGUUCUAAACCCCAUGUUGGCUGGGCCUUUCUGCAGUUCUCUGUUAGUUGUCAUUCGCUUGAAGUUAAUCUAUCAGCCUCCAAACCAUUGUUGGGAUUAUUCACGGAGGAUUUGGAGUUUUUAAAUUAGUGAAAUUGGUUCACUUUGUGUUGAUUCUCGGGUUUUUUUUUGUCUGUUUUAAUCACUAAAGGAGUCCAUAGAUGACAAUGGAAUCGAGUUCAAUUGAAUUGGAUCAGUCUUUUUGCGAGAGUAUUGAUGCGAACUUGAAUGGGGAUGGAAGCAAUGCUAUUAUUUUGCCUCAAAAGAAGAAGAAGAACAAGGACAAAGGUGCCGGCAAGGCUUUGAGGAAAAGCAACGCAAACGAACCUCAGAAAAUGAGCAAAAGCAAGCUAAGGAAGCUGAAACAGAUUCAGGAGGAGAAGGAAAAGAGAUUGUUGCUAUCCAAAAGUAUUGAAGUUUUAGAGAAACACAAGAUCUGGGAUGGUGCAUAUUCUUUGUUGAAGUGUUCUGGGACUAUUGGCCAAAUGGAUACUAUGCGGGAGAAACGCAGACGGGCAGUAGAAUUUUCUAAAGCAGGUUUAGAGGUGCCCGAGGAAGUUUCUCUUUUCAAGAGAAAAAAGAAAGAUAAGGCUUUUGAAGAAGCUGCUGUCGAGCUUAAUGGUAACCACAACCAUUUUGAACACUUUCAAAAUUAUAGUCAGCUUAUUCCAACAAGAUCUGCCUUUGAGGAGGGUGUAUCACAUAUCGUACAACCUUCCCUCCAAGUUACAAAUUGCAAUACUGAUAUAUGCAUGAGGGAGGGUGAAAAAUGUCCUUCAUCUCCAUGUAGUUCUGAUGAGAGACCGGACACCAAUCCUCAGGGUUUGCAACCUGGUGUUUCAGAUAUUGUUCAUCUGAACAAUGGGUUGUCUGGAGAUAUAAUGUUCAUGGAGCAUCUGACUGCCCCAAUAAUAGUUCGUGUAUCAAGGCCUAAGGAGGUUGAAGAAACAAGAAGAGAUCUACCGAUAGUCAUGAUGGAGCAAGAGAUAAUGGAAGCUAUAAAUGAGCAUCUGGUUGUCAUUAUUUGUGGGGAAACUGGAUGUGGUAAAACCACUCAAGUACCCCAGUUUCUAUAUGAAGCUGGAUUUGGUUCUAAAGAUCAUAGAGAUAGAAAGGGAAUGAUUGGGGUUACCCAACCUCGCCGUGUUGCUGUUCUUGCCACUGCAAAGCGUGUGGCUUUUGAAUUAGGUCUCCACCUUGGUAAAGAGGUUGGAUUUCAAGUGAGGCAUGACAAGAUGAUUGGAAAUAGCUGCUCCAUCAAAUUCAUGACAGAUGGUAUUUUGCUUCGUGAAGUCCAGAGUGAUUUCUUGCUGAAGAAAUAUUCUGUCCUAAUCCUGGAUGAAGCUCACGAGAGGAGCCUGAACACUGAUGUUCUCAUUGGCAUGCUUUCUCGGGUUGUUAGACUUCGGCAGAAGCUAUAUAUGGAGCAGCAGGAGAAGUUGCUGUCUGGAGUGAAAAUCAGUCCGGAGAAUAUAAUUACACGUUUGAGGCUUGUACUUAUGAGUGCAACACUACGUGUGGAAGAUUUUGUUUCAGAUAGGAAACUAUUUAGCGAAACUCCACCUGUUCUGGAGGUGGCAGUUAGGCAGUAUCCAGUAACCGUGCACUUCUCCAAGAACACAAAGGUGGAUUACUUAGGAUUGGCUUUUAAGAAGGUAAUGUCCAUUCAUAGGACACUUCCGGCAGGUGGUAUACUUGUUUUUGUUACUGGACAGAGGGAAGUGGAGUUCCUCUGCAAAAAGUUGCGUAAAGCUUCAGAGAAAUUGACUAAAAGUAGUUCCAAGUUAGAAAAUGAGAGCCAUCUAGCUUCAGAUGUGGAUAUGAAGGAAAUCAAUGAAGCUUGUGAAAUUGAAGGCAUCUCUCCUUUUCUGCAAACUGACAAGUUCAGUUAUGAUGAGAACCCUCAUGAUGUAGAGAUGGAUUGCUAUUCAUCAGACUCAGAGUUAGAGAGUGGGAGUGAAGCUGAAGAUGAAGAUGUCAUGGAGAUUGAAGGCUCAAAGAAGAGUGGCUCGGGUGUAGAUUUUCUGGAGGAUGCAGAGAGCCUUUCUUCUUUAAAGGCUGCUUUUGAGGCACUGGCUGGAAAUGUCUCAGAACCAAAUUGCAAAGAGAACACCAGUCUCCCUGUUGCUUCUGCUACUGAAGGACACCCAGAAACUUCUGUGAUGUCUGUUGGUGCAAUGCAUGUUUUGCCUCUCUAUGCAAUGCUGCCCGCCAAUGCACAGCUUCGUGUAUUUGCUGAUGUUCCUGAAGGAGAGCGCCUCGUAGUGGUUGCCACUAAUGUGGCUGAGACCUCUUUAACCAUACCCGGCAUGAAAUAUGUGGUUGACACUGGAAAAGAAAAGGUCAAGAACUACAAAUAUACCAGUGGAAUGGCAGCCUAUGAAGUUCAGUGGAUAAGCAAGGCAUCAGCUGCUCAACGUGCAGGAAGAGCUGGAAGAACUGGACCUGGCCAUUGCUACCGGCUGUAUUCCUCUGCUGCUUUUGGUAAAGAUGAUGUAUUUCCUGAUUUCUCCUGUCCGGAAAUAUCCAAGAUCCCAGUAGAUGGUGUUGUGCUUCUCUUGAAAUCCAUGGGUAUAGAUAAGGUUGCGAACUUUCCAUUUCCAACUCCUCCCAAGAUAGAAGCCUUGGUUGAAGCUGAGAAAUGCUUAACUGCUCUCAACGCUCUUGAUCCCCAAGGAAGGCUAACACGAAUAGGGAGAGCGAUGGGGCAGUACCCGAUGAGUCCCCGUCAUUCUUGCAUGCUCCUUACC